AUGCGGAACAAUCGAUUGACCAACUUUUCGAUUGCUACUUUGGAUCAACUGUUCAUGGUGGAUGUGUCAAACAACCAUUUUACCACUGAGCUUCCUCCAGACUCGUUCAUAGGUUUGAAGCAACUGCAAGUUCUGCAUGCUGCUAAUGUCGGCUUGAAAACUCUAAAGAAGCCAUACUUUUCACACUUGAAAAAUCUACGACGGCUUGACCUGAGUGGGAAUGGAAUUGAGUUGGUUGAAGUGGGCGCUUUCACUUCAGAGUACGACAAUAACUUUGAGCUUCGCGACAUAAACCUGUCACACAACCGAAUUCGCCGUUUACCGGAAAACAUCUUUUUGGUGCUCCGUCAGCCUGAGCACAUCAACUUGGCAGACAAUCGUCUGGAGAAGGUGGAUGAGAUUUUCAAGUUCAAUCGAGACAUGGUGCAGUUUUCACCGGUCCAAAUUAUCCUGUCGAAUAACUCACUGAGAAACGACCACUUUACCGCUGACACAUUUAAGCAUUUGCUAGCCCGACAGCAUUACAUUGAAUUGGACCUGUCACACAACAAACUCGCCUGGGUCAGUGAGGCAGCAUUUGGGAAGUUGCUUCACGAGGACAGUCGAAAUGUAGUACGACUAAAUCACAAUUUAAUGCAGUGUACGAACUGCAGGAACCGUUGGCUGAUUGAGCGAGCAGCUGCCAACCCCAACUUCCUCAAGACUAUAAGCUUGGACAACUGCAUCGAGAACAAACAGUUGGUCGAUUUGAAAUUGUCCGACUUUAAGCACUGCAAUUAG
Messenger RNA from Rhagoletis zephyria (snowberry fruit fly), 780 nucleotides. The record is from RefSeq and is a predicted model, not a curated record. NCBI's taxonomy places the organism in Eukaryota, Metazoa, Arthropoda, Insecta, Diptera, Tephritidae.